This is a messenger RNA of Aphanomyces astaci, 810 nucleotides long. RefSeq lists its product as hypothetical. The record is from RefSeq and is a predicted model, not a curated record. The transcript is spliced from 3 exons. Lineage: Eukaryota; Oomycota; Saprolegniomycetes; Saprolegniales; Verrucalvaceae. The coding region runs from base 1 to 810 and encodes 269 amino acids.
AUGGCACAAGGCGAGCGUUUAACCCUGCACGAGCGUGGGUCGAUCCUUGCCUUUCGCAAGGCAAAAUGGACCAUUCGGAAGAGUGCCGCCGAGCUCUUCUUGUCAAAGGGAGCCGUCGCCAACUUCAUCAAGAACUCCGACACCUACGGAACGAAGCCCAUUCCAGGACGGCCUCUCAAACUGGCAGCGCGUGACGUUCGUCGUGUGCUCCGAGAAGCAUCAGAAGGAAGGAGCAGCUCGUCCAAGAUCCAACACGACCUUCAACGCGACGUCACGGCGCGGAUAUUGCGUCGAGUGCUUCAGCGCUCCAAGCGCUUUAUAUACAAGAAGAGAAAGACCACCUCGCGUCUGACCAAGGUCCACAAACAAGCCCGAGUCGACUGGGCCAAGGAGCAUGUCGUCCAAGGGCCGCACGUCACUCGCAAGACUCACACCAACCAAGAAGGACCUACAGGAGCAACUACGACAAAUGCAGCAAUCAAUGGACCAACUACCACCGAAGCAGGCAACGAGUUGUUAGCCCCCACGUCGUUCGAUCGUGUCGCCGUGGCCACAAUCGUGUACAGCGAUGAUAUGGUUGUCGUGUUACUCGAGCUUUGCAUUGGGCGAUUCCGCGAUGCAUUUACCAAGUGCAGCUCCAACCAGAAACGAAGCAGCUUGUGGGAACAGCUGCGACUUCAAUUCAACAUCGUUGUGGGGGGCGAUAACGCCACAACGACAACGUCCCUCAAGAACAAGGAGCGUGGCUCUCAAGAUUUAGUCGACGUGACCACUGACGAGAUGACAGGGCCACUGGGCCAAGUGCUCUGA